This is a messenger RNA of Aureobasidium pullulans EXF-150, 4035 nucleotides long. Its product is annotated as Na+/H+ antiporter. Gene Ontology annotation, molecular function: sodium:proton antiporter activity. Gene Ontology annotation, cellular component: plasma membrane. Lineage: Eukaryota; Fungi; Ascomycota; Dothideomycetes; Dothideales; Saccotheciaceae. The transcript has a single exon. The coding region runs from base 433 to 3765 and encodes 1110 amino acids. Gene Ontology annotation, biological process: proton export across plasma membrane; intracellular potassium ion homeostasis; sodium ion export across plasma membrane. The record is from RefSeq and is a predicted model, not a curated record.
CAUUGUAGGAGUCUACUUUGCCGGUAUUACCACAACGGAGAAGCGAGUCCGCGGGCAGAUAAUUGCGAGCUCAAGCCGAUCCAAGCCGUCGCAAUCACAUCCAUAUCUUGAUCUCUUCAACGCUGCUUCCUUGGCUUGCUACCCGCCAAGGUCGGCAAAGAGUCAGCGACAAGACUUUCGCUCUUGGUCAACAGAUCCUGGCAACCUGGAUCCUGGUUCUUCGCUCCACUCGCCUUCUUUUCGUCCGCACCGUCUGGACGACGAUUUGACAACCCGACACUCCACACCGUAGCGACUGGGAGCGGCGACUGGGCGCACCCGACGACUGCAUGCAAGUGUCAACAAUCACCCUUGCCAACCAAGACACCAGACCUUGAUUCGACUAUCGUUUCGCUAUCACUAUCCGUCACACCACACGCCUAACCCGCCAUCAUGGUUUGGGACCACAUCAACGUCGACAAACCGCAUCUGGUUUACAUCAUUCUGGGCGGCUUCACCAGUCUGUUCAUGUUAUGUUCGUCGCUCAUUAAAGAAAGACUAUACAUUGGUGAAGCUACCGUCGCCACUCUCUGCGGUAUCAUCUUCGGUCCGCAUGCUGCCAAUCUAAUAGAUCCGUCGACAUGGGGAAAUGAGGAUCGAAUCACUCUGGAGUUCGCCCGUAUCGUCCUGGUUGUACAAUGUUUCGCCGUAGGAGUCGAACUGCCAAAAUCAUACAUGGAGCGUCAUUGGCGAUCCGUCACCUUCCUCCUUAUUCCCGUCAUGACCUUUGGGUGGCUGGUCACCAGUCUGUUCAUCUGGGCCCUCGUUCCGCCACUCAACUGGCUUGACAGUCUUUGCGUUGCGGCAUGUGUUACUGCAACUGAUCCCGUUCUUGCUUCGUCUGUCGUUGGCAAGGGCAAAUUCGCCCAAAGAGUCCCGAAGCAUUUGAGAGACUUGUUGUCCGCCGAGUCUGGAUGCAACGAUGGCAUGGCUUUCCCAUUCAUCUAUCUCGCUGUUUACAUCAUUCGUUAUCAUCAUCAUCCGAACGAAGUUGCUCUACACUGGUUCUGUGUCAGUAUCUUGUACGAGUGUGUCUUCGGCGCCAUCUACGGAGUUCUCGUUGGAUAUAUCGCUCGCCGUGCCGUCAGGUUUGCACACGAGCGUGAUCUGAUCGAUCGUGAAUCUUUCCUGGUCUUCUAUUUCGUUCUGGCUCUUUUCUGCGCUGGCUCAGGUUCCAUCUUGGGUGUAGACGAUCUUCUCGUUGGAUUCGCCUGUGGAGUUGGCUUCAGCAAUGAUGGUUGGUUCACAGAAAAGACAGAGGAAUCCCACGUCUCCAACGUCAUCGACUUGCUGAUCAACUUGGCCUUCUUUGUCUACUUUGGCACAAUCAUCCCCUGGGCUCAGUACGAUUCUGAGAUCAUUGGCCUCAGUGCCUGGAGACUGGUUGUUAUUGCGAUCUUGGUUCUGUUGUUCCGUCGCAUUCCUAUCAUGCUUGCGCUCAAGCCAAUCAUUCCAGACAUCAAGACCUGGAGAGAGGCUCUCUUCGCCGGUCACUUCGGUCCUAUCGGUGUAGGUGCCAUCUUCGUUGCCAUUCUGGCUAGAGCCGAACUCGAAACGGAUUCUACGACGCCUCUCGGCGAACUACCCACAGAUGCAAACUUCCCGCAUCUCAAUAUCAUCGAGUUGAUCUGGCCUAUCACAACUUUCUUGGUCAUCACCUCAAUCCUCGUGCACGGAUCAUCCAUUGCUGUAUUUACCCUUGGAAAGCACAUCAACACCCUUACCUUGACAAUGUCUUACACCCAGGGCCAAGACCCUUCGUGGAUGGACAGACUUCCUCGUAUUCAGUCACGCUCUAAGAGUUCCAUGUCUGCACGCAGACCUGAUGACACAGAUGAGUCUCUCGAGGAAAAGGGUGAAUAUGGCGCUUUCCCGCCAAAUUUCCUUCGUCGUCAGCGCGAAGAAGACGUUCCUCCACGUCCGCUGAGCAGACGUCGUUCUCGCAAAUCUCAGUAUGGCGCUGGAGGUCCUAUCAGUCAAUCUGCAAUCAGACCUCAGCGCACCGAUAGUGAAAAGCAAGAGGAGCUCAGCACUUCUCGUAGCGAUUCUGAGGCCUCGCCUGACAGCGCCAAGAACGGGCCUCCGCGUGACCAGGAUGAGCCCGAUCAACCUGGCGAGCCUGAAGGUGAGGUCUAUGAGGAGGGCGGUGAGACUGUUUAUGAAGAUGAAGAAGGCAACGUUCUUGCUGUGAGAAAGACACACAAGGGUGACACAGACGAAGAAAGACAAGAGCGCGAAAGAGAUGAGCUUCGCACAUUGAUGAAGGAGGAAGAUGUUCAUCAUGGUGUUGCUCGUAGAAAGGACGACCCCAACGAAGACGAAGGCACCAAAUUUAUGCACGAGUUCCAAGAGGCUGGAGAGGAAGCUGCGCAGGCGGUCCACCAUCCUCAGAAAGAGUGGCGUAAGGGUAUGAAGAUGAUGGGUCAUCUUGGUGGUCUCCGUAAGAAGGAGGAUCACGGCGACAAGCCGACAGCCAAGAAGCCAGCCCCCAAGCGCGGACCUGCGCGUGCCUACCAGUUUGGCAACACCAUCAUUGUCGAGGAUGAAGAUGGUGAGGUCUUGAAGAAAUACGACAUUCCAGUGCCGCCGAAGAAGAACAAGCCCGCAAAGGAAGGAGACGCUGUUGCGUCGACGGAACCCUCCAAGCCUGCUGGACCUACCAGACGAGGUCUUGCUCGCAUGGGAACCGCACUAAGCAUAACUGGCCGCAAGGCAGACGAAGCCGAUCAAGGAGCUAAAGAAGACAAGAGAAGGAAGAAGGCUGAGCAGGAAGCAGAAGACGAUGAGCGUCUGCGCUUCACUGUUGGUGCUGGCGGUCAAAGAAUGAGCAAAGCCGAGUUCGUCAGGCAGAUCUCAAGUCUCAACGCCAAGCAGCGUGCUUCUAUUGUCGAAGAUAGCGAUCUUCCUGAAGCCGUCAAGAGGGAGGCGAGAGAAGGUGCCAAGAAGGGUAAUGAGGAUGCUAUCCCUCACCGCUUGCAGUCGAUGCCUGAGAACAGACCGGUCAGGCUCUCUAGUAGAGAUGCCGAGACUGGUUUGAAGGCUGACCUUCCUGAGACUGGAGACUCUGGCCUGGCUGACAAUGCCAAGGUCAAGAGAAUGCCGAGCCACGCAGACGCUCCCGCCGGUCCUGAGGGUCUGACUCUGGUCGACUCGAACGAUGAGGUCGUACCUUUCCACGAUGUGACUGGCGAUCUCCGUAGAUCAAGUGGAGCCGGCGAGACACCAGCUGAAAAGAGGCGCCGAGAAGCACGCGAGCGUGCUGAACAGUCCCGUCAAUCACCCAUAGAAGAGGACAGCGAGGACGACGGCACUGCUCGUGUUCCUCCAAGUCGCCCAAAGCCUGAAGGCCGUUACGCCUCUGAUGUUGAGAGUGAGACCGCGGCUGAGCGUCGCCGCAGAGAGGGUGCGCUAGGCAUGGGUCUCGAAGAAGACUCUGAGGCUGAUUACUUUGCACCACGCGACGUUCGCGACGUUCGACUUGCUAGUGGCGGACGUCCUCCCAAGCCAAGACUCGACUCGGACACCGAUGGUGAGACUGCAGCAGAGCGUAGACGCCGAGAAGGCGCCUUGGGUGUCAGCAAGCAGGAAAGUGACAGUGAGGAAGAAGAAGACAACGCACCUCGUCAACCACCAACCAACAUCAGGUUCGCCGAACCACAAAAGCCGCAGACCGCCGCAGCAUCCUCCAGCGGCACCCGUCUGCGCUGGGGCAAGAACAGAAAAUGAACACGUAGUUAAAUCGGAGAGAGGGUAGAUGGCAUAUGCAUAUGGGUAUGUGGAGUCUUUCUAUUCUUUAAAAAGGAGGGUCUGUACAUAUUUUACCUUCUCUUUCUGUCGAUGUUUUUCUUUUUGGCAUUUUCUAUCCUCGGAUACAGUCUGUUUCAAUUCUUGUCAAAGUCAGCGAGGCGUAUGGGGCUUUUGUCUUUUGUGUAUUUGCAUUUUCAUGUAGAUGAGAAAAUUCCUUUUAAUCAUGUUCACAGCAAGUGACUCUCACAA